UCGAUCGUGGAUGUGUUCUCUUAAUCGCCUGUGAGUCUAUCGUUCUAAUUAGCAAACUCAAUUGCCGCGUUAAUAAUUUAGAAGAGAAAAAAAACACCUCGAAAAAAAAUAAAUCAACACUGGUGCGCAGAAAAAGUGAAAGUUUGAGCGAGGUUUCGUAUUUGGGGACGAUAAUCAAACAGGUUAUUCAACGACUUAAGUCUAAAGUGUCGCAAAAGUGAAAAAUAUCUCAUACAGUACAAAUUAAACUAAGUGAUUAUAAGCAUUUAUUCCACGCAAACAAAAGAGAAACAUAUCUAUUCGAUAGAUUUGCAAAUCUGUGUUGCCUUACAUAACAUUAAUCAGUAGUUCAAUGAUGAAAUUCGUUGCCUCCGAAAUUGCCAGCAUGAUGGAGCUGCAGGCCAGAAGUGAGCCAAGUAUUAGUAGUAGUUACAGUAAUCGUGCCAACAAGCGCACGAUUUCUUCUUCCUCUUCCUCCUCCUCGUCGUCGGCAGGCUUCGACUCCUACUGUGUUUCGUUGGCUGUAGGACCGCUGUGGUGGUCCGAUGUCCCAACAAUCCGCACAGACCACGAUAGGGCGUCUCCCUUAAAAGAAUACAAUCGCAAGACAUCAAUAGAUUCGACAACCACCGCUUCGUCUGAGUAUACCGAUCUUGAUUACACCGAGUCGACGGUGGAGUUCAUGAACCAACAUGAAGCCGCCGUCAUCCAGGAAGUGCUGACCCAACCCACGCCAACGCAAAUCUCGCUGAAACUGUACGUCACACCGCAAAAGUACAGCGUCUGGGAAACGGUAUUUAGUCCAUUGGAUAACAUCCUGUACGUGAACCUGCCGUCGACCAUGACGCACGAGGCAUCGAAGCACUCGUUUAUCUCGCUGCUGGAGUUUGCCGAGGAGAAACUCGAGUGCGAUGGCGUUGUCCUGUGCAUUCGAAAGGACCGCCUCGAUCGCCCGAAUUUAGUGCGUACCUUCUCGUUUGUCGGUUUCCAACCAAUCAGCCCAAAAACACCGCUGGCCCCGCCGCACAUUGAAGAGCAACAGAAGAACGAAUAUCUCUUCAUGAUCUACAGCAUCGAGGAGUAAACCAGCAUAGCGCGUCAGCACAGCUCAGACCAAGCCAGGUGGGUGCGUUUUGAUCAAAAUUAAAUCUUCCCGAUAGCCGCCCUUCGAACAAUAUUCUCCAUCCCAUUCAACGAGGGACUAUUCAUAACAUCGAACCGUACGAAGUAAGAACCUAUUGAGCUGCUGAGCUUCGAUUGGUGGCAGGUCGUCGCAUACCAAAUCAGUGCGCUUGGUGGGUCCGUUUUGAUCAAAACGCAUUGCAACCGGAAUGCAUGAACAACAUUGCAGUUAAAAACAAAAACAAAAGCAAAAGCAAAACAUACAUCCGUAAAGUUAAAGAAACAGAAAACAUCUCUCUUUGCGAAAGAUUACAAUACCAGCAUAAAAGUGAACUAACAAUAUAAGCUAAUCUAUAAGUGCAUACAUAAUCCCAAUAUUUCCGAGGUCGAACUCUUGCGAUUUGUAUUUGUUUUAAGUGACAUGCUUCUAUCAUUAAAUAAAAAUGAGAAAAAUACAAAAAAAAACUUAAAAAUUUACAAAAAACAAACAAAAAAAAAAACAAAAAAGUAGAAAAUCUUUUGAUAAAAAAUUUAAAGUUUUUUACAUAAAAGACCCAAAAAAAUGUACAAAAAUAUUAAACAAGUAUCAAUAGGAUCAAUGCAUCAAGAAAUCAUAAAUACCUUAUCGAAAGCAACAAACAUUAUUACAAAUUCAUUGAAUAGACUUUAGUUAAGCUGUAAACAAACAAAAUGAAGAUCAAAUAAAGGGAUGAAAUCGAAGCUUUCUCAUCAACUGAAUAAUUCCUUCGCUAACGAGUGAGUUUUUGCUAUUACGGUUUCUGAGAACAUUUAGUAUGCAUCCAACGAAAACAACAGCAACAACAAAAAUCGGAGAGUGCUAAGAACUAAGACUUGAAUUCUACGAAGGAAAAUUUCAUGCGAAAUGGAAAGUUUUACAAAUCACACCCAAACGAAAUAGAGCCGUCAAAACAGCAUAUUGUACUACACACAAUCUACUACUUGUACUUAUUUUUUUUAUGUUUUUACGUAGACACUAAUUUCAACGAAAAAAAGGGCAGCAGCAGAAGGAAUGGAAUAAUUAUUAUGAAGAAAUAUCUGCGCCCGAUGGUAUUGUAAUUGGACGCAGUUGUUUAGUUCUACUAAACAACUGUCCUGCCGACUGGUCGUCGGAAAAGCUGAGAGGUUUUCGUUUUGAGAAUUCGAACAAAACAUUGGAUUACUCUCCCCAUCAUUAUGAACAUUAGAAAAGAAUUGAAAAACACUCAUUUUUUAUUUAACAUUUUUAACUUUUUAUGGGAAUAAAUGUUUUAGUAAAAGGACAGAUAUAAUUUUCUGCGAUACAAUUUUUCGCUUUUUUAAUUUUAUAUUUUUUUAAAUAUAUACUUUGUUACUACUAUUAGUAGGAAGUAAAACACAUAAACCUACAAUUAUAUUAUUUUAUUGCGCAUAGAUACCUCUUUGGAUUUCGCUAAGGCCAAGGCACAGCGCAAGGUGCCGAGGUUUCAGCAAAAGCCAGGGAAAUAUUGACUAAUAACGUAGUAUAAUAACAAUGAAUGUGCAUACUUUUUCGUAUUUUAUUAUUACCUUUUAUCAGUGUUUAUCAAAAUUGCUAGUAUGAAUUGAAAGUGAAUAAAAAAAACUUCUAUUUUUAAGUUUCUUAAACGGGA
Molecule: messenger RNA, 2750 nt
Organism: Ochlerotatus camptorhynchus
Lineage: Eukaryota; Metazoa; Arthropoda; Insecta; Diptera; Culicidae
Gene: Oda
Product: Ornithine decarboxylase antizyme
Biological process (GO): positive regulation of protein catabolic process
Cellular component (GO): nucleus; cytoplasm
Molecular function (GO): ornithine decarboxylase inhibitor activity
Source: RefSeq, a predicted model, not a curated record